Molecule: messenger RNA, 1543 nt
Organism: Argiope bruennichi
Lineage: Eukaryota; Metazoa; Arthropoda; Arachnida; Araneae; Araneidae
Product: endoplasmic reticulum-Golgi intermediate compartment protein 3-like
Exons: 13
Coding region: 111-1274 (387 amino acids)
Biological process (GO): retrograde vesicle-mediated transport, Golgi to endoplasmic reticulum; endoplasmic reticulum to Golgi vesicle-mediated transport
Cellular component (GO): Golgi membrane; endoplasmic reticulum membrane; endoplasmic reticulum
Source: RefSeq, a predicted model, not a curated record
UUUGUUUACAGUUUCAUUUUUGAAUCGGAAAUUGUGAAGCAGCAUUUAGUACCCACGUAAUAAUAUUUAAAAAGUGUUGACUUAUCAAAUGAAUUCCAUAUAAAUAAACCAUGGUAUUAGAAGGGAAUAAAAUUUCUGAGCAAAUUCGAAAAUUUGAUGCUUAUCCUAAAACUCUUGAAGAUUUUAGAGUUAAAACUUUUGCUGGAGCUGCGGUGACUGUUGUCAGUACUGUGAUAAUUACUUUGCUCUUCAUAUCAGAGCUAAAUUAUUAUUUAACACCUGAAAUUACCGAAGAACUUUUUGUUGAUGUCUCACGUGGUGAAAAACUCAGAAUCAACAUUGAUGUCACAUUCCCCAAAGUAAUGUGUGAUUUUCUUUCUAUUGAUGCAAUGGAUGUCUCAGGUGAGCAACAAAUCAAUUUAGAACAUAAUAUUUAUAAACGAAGAUUAGAUGAAAAUGGGAAACCUUUAGAGAAACCUGAAAAAGAAAAAGUUGGGUCAUCUGAAGUUAUGAAUGUUACAAUCCCACCUACUUUAGAUCCAAAUCGAUGUGAAAGUUGUUAUGGAGCAGAAGUGCCACCAAGAAAUUGUUGCAAUACUUGUGAGGAUGUUCAGAAUGCAUAUCGAAUGAGAGGUUGGGCUGUCCCAGACAGCAAUACUUUUGUACAGUGUGUUAGGGAAGGUUGGUCAAAGAAAUUAGAAUCAGUAGACAAAGAAGGAUGCCAAAUAUUUGGAUAUCUCGAUGUAAACAGGGUUGCUGGAAAUUUUCAUAUUGCGCCAGGAAAAACAUUUACACAGCACCAUGUGCAUGUACAUGAUCUCCAACCAUUUGCAGCUAGUCAGUUUAACUUAACGCACAGAAUUCGCCAUUUGUCAUUCGGUCGCAGUUUACCUGGAAAGACCAAUCCACUUGAUGGUACAGUUCAAGUUGCAGAAGUAGGGGCUAUGAUGUUUCAAUACUAUGUAAAAAUAGUUCCCACGAUGUAUGCACGUGCGGAUGGGCAGACUUUGUACACAAAUCAAUUCGCUGUUACUCGUCAUCAAAAGCAAGUUUCCACUCUGUUUGGUGAUCAGGGUCUUCCUGGAGUAUUUGUUAUAUAUGAACUUGCACCAUUGAUGAUUAAAUAUGGAGAAAAACAGAAGUCUUUCUUCCAUUUUUUAACUAGCGUUUGUGCAAUAGUAGGUGGUGUUUUCACAGUUGCAGGUAUGAUUGAUUCAGCCAUUUACCACUCAUCAAGAGUCAUACAAAAGAUCGAAAUUGGAAAAAUUAGUUGAUGACGAUUCCUGCUUAUUAUUUAUUUUAACAAUGUCUUUGAACUUCCCCUUUUUCUAUUGUGAUGAAUUUUUUUCUUCCAUUCCACAUCAAGAAAUAAAGCACAAAAGUAUUUAUACUUAAUUUUGAUCUGAUUUUCUACCUGAAAAAUUCCAGAUUAUUGAUAAAUAUUUCUUGGUUAUCUUACUUUUUCCUUCAAUAUAUAUAUAUAUAUGUUCUUAUUUUUCAAGUGAAAAUACUUGCAUGUCUGUUUCUGUGUAAAAUGUCUGUC